AUGGAUGUCAGCGGAAUGAGACCCACGUUUGGUGGAUAUCUGUUCCAAGGACAAGGGCGAAUGAAUCAACUAGGUGGAGUUUUCAUUAAUGGGCGACCUCUUCCUAAUCACACCCGCCUGAGAAUCGUAGAAAUGGCCGCUGCGGGAGUCCGUCCUUGCGUGAUUUCCAGACAGCUUCGAGUCUCCCACGGCUGCGUAUCGAAGAUUUUGAAUCGAUAUCAGGAAACUGGAUCCAUUCGCCCGGGCGUGAUUGGCGGCAGUAAACCACGGGUAGCCACGCCGGAAGUCGAGUCUAGGAUCGAAGAAUUGAAGAGGGACAAUCCAGGAAUAUUUUCCUGGGAGAUUAGAGAUAAACUUAUGAAGGAAGGUUUCUCGGAUCCACCAAGUGUCAGUUCAAUUAGCAGACUUCUUCGGGGUGGACGACCAGGAGAUGACCCAAAAAAGGAUUACACUAUCAAUGGCAUAUUAGGCGGCGGUCGCUGCGGUGACGACUCUGACACGGAAAGCGAGCCGGGUAUUCAAUUGAAGCGAAAGCAACGCAGAAGCAGAACGACGUUUACCGGUGAGCAGCUCGAACAGCUGGAAGCUGCGUUCCAACGAGCUCAAUAUCCAGAUGUUUACUCCAGAGAGGAAUUAGCACAGAGAACUGGACUGACGGAGGCGAGGAUUCAGGUGUGGUUCAGUAAUCGCAGGGCGCGACUCCGCAAACACAACGGUAACAUACAGCACCCUGUGACGAACCUGCAGUUGACGACUUGCCAAUAUGCAGCUAACCACGAGCUCGUACAGAUACAGCAGGUACCGAGCGGAAUAUCGCAAGUACCCCCUACGUUGCAUCACAGCCCGACGCUGCAGCAGACGUCUAGUAGCGUUCACCAAGUCUCCGGCAGCACCACUGCCGCCCCAAUGGCGAGCACGAUGACUCAGGUACCCACUACGAUGGGCAGCGCCCUUCAGGGGCACGCAGUCACCAUUUCCGGUCAUAUCGGUUCGCUUCCAGCACACGCAGCCUCCGUGCAACUCGCGCAGGUAUCAGCAAUGCAACCACCCGCCGCGCACGGUACGCCGUCGCUUUCGCACAACGCCGGUAACACUGAUUGGUCCAGAACACAGCUUGGCUGGGGACAGUUCAAUCAUUUUCAGAGCAGCGAUUACGGCAGUCAUCAGCAUGGGAGUUUGCAGACUACUCAGUCUUCGAGUACCUCGAAUACGGCAGGACCAACGUCAGAGUGGUACGACCAAGGCUAUGAUUACGCUCAGCACACUCACAAUCAGCUUAAUUAUCACCGUAGUAUGAGUGGAAUAUUUUAA
Molecule: messenger RNA, 1311 nt
Organism: Cyphomyrmex costatus
Lineage: Eukaryota; Metazoa; Arthropoda; Insecta; Hymenoptera; Formicidae
Product: protein gooseberry-neuro
Exons: 6
Coding region: 1-1311 (436 amino acids)
Biological process (GO): regulation of transcription by RNA polymerase II; anatomical structure development
Molecular function (GO): DNA-binding transcription factor activity, RNA polymerase II-specific; RNA polymerase II cis-regulatory region sequence-specific DNA binding
Source: RefSeq, a predicted model, not a curated record